AAGUCGGAUUUAGGAGGCUGCAUACUUUGCCAGACAGUCGCGUUCGUUGUUCCAAGUAAAUUGUAAAAUAUCCAUGAUUAUGUAUCGCUAAACGAAAUUAUAGUAAUUCGUUUAGUGUAUAAUAUUUGAGAUUUAAAAUCCAAUUAGUGUUUUCGGGUUUCUGUUGUUAAAUACUUUAUAACUGGCAUGUGUUGGUCACCAUAUGAGAACAUGUGUAUUGUGUAAGACGUAAACACCAUCUGCUUGGCUUUUACCCAUGUCUCGAAUUUGUAAGAAGAAACCUGCUGUGUGCACAGAUGAACCACUUUCCAACAGUAACAUUUGCCAAAAGAUGGCUCUGUUGAGAAAUAUACUCAGUUCUGCCUAUGGACCAACUGGUAGACUGAAACAAAUACAUAACAAUGUUGGAGGCCAUGUCUUGACAACUUCAACCUCUACAGCCCUGCUCAAACGAGUAGAUAUGUCUGAGCCGCUUCUUAAAAUGAUCUCAACUGCUGUUCAACAUCACACCACAUGUUACAGUGACUGUGGGCUUUUUAUGGGGAUUUUCACACUCCGACUUAUUGAAAAUACACAAAAUAAUGGCCUCAGGACAGCUGCAGCAGCCAAGGUAUACAAACAUCUUGUGGAAGAAUGCAACAUGUAUCUUAAAGGAGACUCUUGUGGUUGUAAAGUGCCAGUAGACUUCAGCAGCAGCGAUUCGAUCAUUGCACUGGCUCGCAGUAUGAUCACCAGCAAACCAGCAUGUAUGUUGAAUAGCAGGGAAACAAAACAUAUCAGUUCACUGAUCGCACAGGCCUUCUUGUAUUCCAUCCAUUGCAACACAUCCGGCGUGAGCUGCUUUGGAAGGACAGUCACCAUCGGCAUUGAGAGCCAAUCGGUGAGCGAUUCUUCGGUUUUCCCAGGACUGCUGGUGGAUGUCCCUGAGAUGCUUCAGCCUGCAGAUCUUGAGAGACUGGGAUCUGGGCCGUUUAAGGUGGUGCUUUUCAGCGUAUCACUGUCAGGGGAUAUCUCUGAAGUUGGAGAUGUAACUUUGGAGAUCCAUAGGGGAGUGGACCCAGAGCAUGAUCUCCUUCAGCAGCUCCUGAAGCUUGGGGAACAAGUUGUUAUGGACAAAGUGAGCUUAUUUGCAUGCCAAAAAGUCGUACAUCCAGUUCUCCAGCACUACUUGAGGAAGCAUGGAGUUGUUGUGAUCGAGAGGCUUGGACUAGCCCUGAUGGAACCGUUUGUCCAGUUAACAGGUGCUCAGGCUAUUGCUUCUCUUUGCGCUUCAGUCCCAGUGGAAGCUUUCGGGAUGGUUAAAGAAUUCUGUUUGCAGUCAUGUGGAUCCAGAGAACUCCUCCAGCUCCUUCCUUCUAAAGAUGCUGCAGUUAGCACCAUGCUUCUCUGCCACAGAAAUGAAACAAUGCUUGAAGAACUGAAGAUGACAUGCAAGAGAGCAGAACAUGUGUUGCGACUGACUCUGAGGGAGCCCUGCGCCCUGCUUGGAGGAGGCUGUACAGAGACACUGCUGGCCACCCACAUCACGCACAUGAGUUGUUCCAAAGCCUCAGAAAUAGCUCAGGCUCUGAGCAUCUCUCACUCCGAGUUCAUCAUGGCAGUCAAGGCAUUUUGCAGCUCUCUGCAAUCUGUGGCUCUUUCCUUAGAUCAUGAUGGACAGGACUGUCUCAUUGACAUGACAUAUGCUCAUCGCUGGGUCCCAGAUAUCUACUCCAAAACCUGCAGUUGUGGCCUGGUGGAGGACAGAUCCAACCUAGAGAAGACCCCUCUAAAUACAGCUUACCCCACUUUCUGUCCUGUUUCCCUGAAAAACACUGACAGUCAGCCCAGAAUUUUAGAUUCAUUUUCUGCCAAACUCAAUGCUUUGAAUGUGGCGGUUGAGAUGGCUAAUUUGGUUCUUGAUGUAAAAUAUGUAAUUGAGGAUAUCAAUUGAAUUUCAAUGAAUGAAGAGCUGUGCUUUGAAUAAAGGUUGUAGGUUUGAUGUAUUUUACAAUUAAAUAUUGUUCUAAAACUUUUUCUUCAAGAGAACUCAAUGUGGCAACAUACAUGUUAA
This is a messenger RNA of Carassius gibelio (silver crucian carp), 2053 nucleotides long. RefSeq names its product molecular chaperone MKKS. The coding region runs from base 257 to 1933 and encodes 558 amino acids. Gene Ontology annotation, molecular function: ATP binding. Lineage: Eukaryota; Metazoa; Chordata; Actinopteri; Cypriniformes; Cyprinidae. Gene Ontology annotation, cellular component: nucleus; kinociliary basal body; cytoplasm. The transcript is spliced from 5 exons. Gene Ontology annotation, biological process: intracellular transport; cilium assembly; developmental process. The record is from RefSeq and is a predicted model, not a curated record.